AUGGGGAGCAAAGCAAAAGCAAUGGGGUCUAGGCUGACUCCUCUUCUUACCACCGUUUUAGUGGUAUUUGUUGCUCUUGGCUUGCCUUCAGAAACUGUGGCUGAUUACUACAAGUAUUCAUCUCCUCCUCCUCCUUACCAUUAUUCCUCACCACCACCUCCUGUGCAUUCACCUCCACCACCGCCAAUUUAUAAGUCACCCCCACCACCUUACCACUACUCCUCACCGCCACCUCCAGUGUAUUCAUCUCCACCACCACCUUCGCCAGUUUACAAGUCUCCGCCACCACCUUACCAUUAUUCGUCACCACCGCCUCCGGUGCAUUCACCUCCACCACCACCUGUUUACAAGUCACCUCCACCACCUUCGCCAGUUUACAAGUCUCCGCCACCACCUUACUAUUAUUCGUCACCACCGCCUCCGGUGCAUUCACCUCCACCACCACCGAUUUACGAGUCACCUCCACCACCUCCUCCAGUUUACAAGUCUCCGCCACCACCUUACCAUUAUUCCUCACCACCACCUCCAACGCAUUCACUCCCACCACCAGUUUACAAAUCACCGCCACCACCUCCUCCUAUGUAUAAGUCCCCUCCACCACCUUAUCAUUAUUCCUCACCACCACCUCCAGUGCAUUCACCCCCACUGCCACCAAUUUACAAGUCUCCGCCACCUCCAAUCUACAAGUAUAAGUCACCACCACCUCCUCCCCCAAUUUACAAGUCACCACCACCACCUCCUCCAGUAUAUAAGUCCCUACCCCCACCAGUGUAUAAGUACAAGUCUCCACCACCACCUCCUCCAGUAUACAAAUCACCUCCACCACCUCCUCCAGUUUACAAAUCUCUACCACCACCAAUUUAUAAAUACAAGUCUCCUCCACCACCUCCUCCGGUUUACAAUUCCCCACCACCACCAAUCUACAAGUCUCCACCUCCACCCUCCCAUUACUACUACAAUUCUCCUCCUCCUCCUCCUCAUCACUUGGUAUUUGUUGCCCUUGGCUUGCCCUUGGAAACUGCAGCUGAUUAUUACAAGUAUUCAUCUCCUCCUCCUCCUCCUUACCAGUAUUCCUCACCACCACCUCCAGUGUAUUCACCUCCACCAACCCCUGUUUAUAAGUUACCCCCACCAUCUCCUCUAGUUUACAAGUCCUCACCACCACCUUACCACUACUCACCACCUCCUGUGUAUUCACCUCCACCAUCACCAAUUUACAAGUCACUGCCACCACCCCCUCCAGUAUACAACUCCCCGCCUCCACCAGUGUACAAAUACAAGUCCCCACCACCACCUUCUCCAAUUUACAAAUCUCCACCGCCACCAGUUUACAAGUACAAGUCACCCCCACCACCUCCUCCGGUAUACAAGUCUCCUCCGCCACCUGUUUACGAGUACAAGUCUCCUCCACCACCUCCUCCAGUGUACAAGUCCCCACCACCUCCAGUUUACAAGUACAAGUCACCACCACCUCCUCCCCCGGUUUACCAAUCUCCUCCACCACCAGUUUACAAAUACAAGUCACCACCACCUCCU
This is a messenger RNA of Coffea arabica (coffee), 1536 nucleotides long. The record is from RefSeq and is a predicted model, not a curated record. NCBI's taxonomy places the organism in Eukaryota, Viridiplantae, Streptophyta, Magnoliopsida, Gentianales, Rubiaceae.